Molecule: messenger RNA, 1776 nt
Organism: Lachancea fermentati
Lineage: Eukaryota; Fungi; Ascomycota; Saccharomycetes; Saccharomycetales; Saccharomycetaceae
Source: the annotation of a GenBank genome assembly
AUGUCCACCUACAACAAGACCGCUAUUCUAUCUGUCUACGACAAGACUGGAUUGCUAGAUUUGGCCAAGGGUUUAGCCGAGAACAAAGUCCGCAUUCUCGCUUCCGGUGGUACCGCCCGCAUGGUGCGCGAGGCUGGCUUCCCUGUCGAAGAUGUCUCUUCCAUCACUCAUGCUCCAGAGAUGUUGGGUGGUAGAGUCAAGACUUUGCACCCUGCAGUCCACGGUGGUAUUUUGGCCAGAGACCUAGAGUCCGACGAAAAGGAUUUGGAAAAACAGCACAUCGAAAAGGUCGACUUUGUGGUUUGCAACCUCUACCCUUUCAAGGAAACUGUUGCCAAGGUCGGUGUCUCCAUCCCUGAGGCUGUGGAGGAAAUUGACAUUGGUGGUGUUACUCUAUUGAGAGCCGCUGCCAAAAAUCACGCCAGAGUGGCCAUCUUGUCUGACCCUAACGAUUACGCUCAAUUCUUGGGUGAAUUGUCAAAGGGUGAAAUUUCUCAAGAAUUGAGAAACAGAUUGGCUCUAAAAGCCUUCGAGCACACCGCUGACUACGAUGCUGCUAUUUCUGAUUUCUUCAGAAAACAGUACUCUGAAAACAAGGCCCAAUUAACUUUGCGUUACGGUGCUAAUCCUCACCAAAAACCUGCUCAAGCUUUUGUCACCCAACAAGAAGAACUUCCUUUCAAGGUCUUGAGUGGUUCUCCUGGUUACAUCAACUUGCUAGAUGCUUUGAACUCCUGGCCAUUGGUUAAAGAGCUAUCUGCCUCUUUGAAUUUGCCAGCUGCCGCCUCUUUCAAGCACGUUUCUCCAGCAGGUGCUGCCGUUGGUCUACCAUUGUCCGACAUUGAAAAGAAGAUUUACUUCGUCGCUGACAUUGAAAACUUGUCCCCACUAGCCUGUGCUUACGCUAGAGCUCGUGGUGCCGACAGAAUGUCUUCUUUCGGUGACUGGAUCGCUUUGUCCAACAUCGUAGAUGUCCCAACUGCAAAGAUCAUCUCUAGAGAAGUUUCUGAUGGUGUUAUUGCCCCAGGUUACGAGCCAGAGGCACUAGAAAUCUUGUCCAAGAAGAAGGGUGGCAAGUAUUGCAUUUUGCAAAUCGAUCCAAACUACUCUCCAGAAGCUUUGGAGUCUAGACAAGUUUACGGUGUCACCCUGCAACAAAAGAGAAACGAUGCUAUCAUCAACAAGUCUUCUUUCAAGGAAAUUGUCUCUGCCAAUAAGAAUUUGAGUGAACAAGCUGUCGUUGACUUGACUGUUGCUACUAUUGCCUUAAAAUACACUCAGUCCAACUCCGUUUGUUACGCUAAGAACGGUAUGGUCAUUGGUCUAGGUGCUGGUCAACAAUCUAGAAUUCACUGUACUAGAUUGGCCGGUGACAAGGCCGACAACUGGUGGUUUAGACAACACCCUAGAGUCUUGGCUUUCAAGUGGGCCAAGGGUGUUAAGAGACCUGAAAAGUCUAACGCUAUUGACCUGUACGUGACUGGCCAGAUCCCAACUGAAGAGCCAGAAAAAUCUGAAUACGAAUCCAAGUUUGAGGAAAUUCCUGUUCCUUUGACCAAAGAAGAGAGAAAGGAAUGGAUGGACAAGUUGACCAACGUUGCUCUAUCUUCAGAUGCUUUCUUCCCAUUCCCAGACAACGUUUACAGAGCCGUUAGAUCCGGUGUCAAGUAUAUCGCUGCUCCUUCUGGUUCCGUGAUGGAUAAGGCAGUCUUCAGUGCAGCUGAUUCUUUCGACUUGGUCUACGUCGAGAACCCAAUCCGUUUGUUCCACCAUUGA